Messenger RNA from Phytophthora sojae, 2469 nucleotides. RefSeq lists its product as hypothetical. NCBI's taxonomy places the organism in Eukaryota, Oomycota, Peronosporomycetes, Peronosporales, Peronosporaceae. Gene Ontology annotation, molecular function: protein binding. The transcript is spliced from 4 exons. The coding region runs from base 1 to 2469 and encodes 822 amino acids. The record is from RefSeq and is a predicted model, not a curated record.
AUGGUUCAGUGUGCGACCUGUUCCUUCCGCUGCCACCUCUACUGCUUCUCUCCACCACGCAAGCAACACCCGGCGUUCCUGAUCCGCCGACAGCAGCAAACGAGUGGAAGUGAUCCAGACAGCUCUCCGCCUAUUUGGAAAUGUGAAAAGUGCGCAGGCACCGCGGUUGUCUUCAAUGUAUCACCAUACACAGGAGAACAUAAUGACGCUGGAUCCGGUUGGAUCCCAUCAGUACAACCUCAGUGGCAAGAACACUCGGCCGUUGUGUUUGAUUGCAAGACAAACUCUUGUCACAAUGGUGUUGACGAGCUGGUCUACUAUUCGAAAUCCUAUGCGCUGAUGAAGAAAACUGCAGCGACCUGGCGCAAGUACGUGCUAAAGCGACAGCGUUUUCGGCGCCAAGAGGAUGUGGAGUCGAAAGCCAUGCUGUAUCCAAGUGGGAAAUACAAGGUGAUGCACGUGCCGAACCCCACUGACAAGGACACAGUAAUAGUGGAGUCUGAGGACAAUUGGGAUGGAGUCGAGGAUGACGACGUUGACCUCGUUGAUGCUAUCCAGUACAAAACUUACUCUAGGAGGCCUCCACAGCUACCAUUACUCUGGGAAGGUGAAGCACCAAGCGCUCUCAUGUGUUGGACUACUGGUGAACGGAUGGAAGUUUCUGAUGUUCUCGAUGAAUUGAAAGAGGGCGUAUGCAUGAUGAACGAAGACACCAGUGCUCCUUCCCCUCGACAGGAAAUUAUCAUGAAUCGAAUAUUUGCUCGCCAUCGGCUCUGGCGUCGACGAGUUGACCGGACCAAUCGACAACGACGUGCACUCGAAGAGGCCACACGUAGAGCGAAGGCGCAGUCGACUGUUGGUCUGUUACGGACUUGUAUUCAAUUUAUUGUGCUACUGAUGAAAAUGCUGGGACAGUCUCGCACGAAGAAAGCGAUGCUUUUGGUUCUCCGUGACGCAGCAGAAGAGACCCGGCUGAACAACAGCAUUCCAUUGACCACCGAGAAUUCCAGCGAUAUUGACGACAGUUUGAAGCGAGAACGUGAGCAGCAACUGGCGGAGGUGCGAAUCCGCCGCUUUUUCGUACGGCGAGUCCACCCUUACGUGAAGCUCAAGAAAACCGUGAUGGCUGUCCGCUUACAACGAUUUUGGAGGCAUUUAUUAUACCUUCGUAAAUGGCGAGAGGCUGUAGUCGCUGUUUGUUUGUUGCAACGUGCUCUGCAACUAGAGGCAAGCACCAGAAUCCAGCAGUUCUACCGCCGAUUACGGACUCGGAAACGAUUUACUGAAUUGAUCGAGAAGCACGCGUUUAAAAAGCUGCGGCGAACACUAACCGGCUGGCUGCUGCAACGUUUAGCCAAGAAAGAAGCCCAACGCCGCGCCGCUUAUGAAGCAGCACAAGAAGCAAGAGCUGCAGAGGAAGUAUUACUAGAAAGCGCGCGUCUUGAUGAAAUUCUUGAGCAACAAGGCAUGGAGCUGUACCAGGGAGGCGAUUUCUGGAAUUCGGCGUCAAUAUUAGAACGGCUUUGUGAACUGAGGAACGGAAAUUUGACCCAGGACGUACAACAAGCGCUCGCGUAUUCGCAUCACAUGACGUGGUACCUGUCGUAUGAUCAGUUCAACCUGUCUCGGGCCUACGACUUGUAUUGCGCAGCUUUGGAACACCCCACAACCGGUGAACGCGUUGAUCCUCUCAUCCUCCAAGACCUCGCGAUUGUGGCGAUGCACAAAGGCUACUUCAGCGAUUCCUUGCGGUUAUUUGCGAAGCUGAUCGAAUACUUUGCGCGACAUCCUCAGCUUCCAUUGUGGCUCCUAUUAGCUGCAGUACAAUUGCAACAACAAGGUGAAUGGGAGCAAAGCGUCGAGUAUCUGACGUAUCUGCACGACAUUCCGCCACCUCCGUAUUUGGAGCGUGAUAUGCUGGGGUUAUGCGCGAUGGGAUACGAGCAGCUAGCUAUUACAGCAGCGAAGACACCCGAAAUACGAAAUACAAACGCCUCAUUAGCCAAGGAGGCCUGGCGAGCUGCUUUGCGGCAAUGGAAUCUUGAGAAAAUCUCUACAGAGCGACCUGGAAGUGCUUCUUUGGCUCGUGGUCGAGCAGGUGGACAAACCUUAACUUUGCGACAGAAGUUUGAGCUGCUCACAGAUCUGGGACAGCGAGCGCUGGAACAAGGCCACUACUUAAUUGCCUGUCGGGUAUACAUUUAUGCCUUAGAACGCGAGAGCGGUGGAGAUUUGGAGAGGAAGACAGCAGCGUGGUGGAAUCUUGCGGAUGCCUUUCGGCAUCUCGGCCAUAUUGACUUGUACCUAAACGCUGCACAGCGCAGCCAGAGUAAUAACUCAGCAGUCGACGAGGAGCUUCAGAAAAGCUGGCAAGAAGCCGCGGAUCAGCAGGCAUCCAGCUUCCAGACUGAGCUGAAAACGUUGUCAGUUCUUGAAAAGCUACGACAACUCGGUGGUAGUAUAACAUGA